GUGGCUUCGCGAAAUCAGCACGUGCAACACAGGCCCAGGAAGUCUUUUACGACGCAGGAAGAUCUAGCUGACCGUCAUCUUUAAUUAGGCCGUAGCGGUUUUGCAGCGGUGAGGAUUUCUGUAGCCUUUAGAAAGCAGUCUUUGUUCUGAUUGCAAUUGGAUAAUCUACUUUGGCUCAUGGGCAUUCGUGGAUUGACUUCAUUUGUGAAACAUAUUCCUGAACAGGCUGGAGUGUGGACAAAGACAUUCCUGUCUAGCACCAAGUUGGUAAUUGAUGGAAAUAAUCUGCUUUACCAUUUGUACAGUUCUUCUGGACUUGACACACAAUGUGGCGGUCAGUAUUUAGAAUAUUACCAACUGACCAGAGUCUUCUUCUUAACUCUGAAGAAGAAUGAUGUAGAAAUGGUUGUAGUUCGAGAUGGAGUUAGUGGAGAUGACUUGACGCUUUCAAAAAAAAGAGAAUCUAUUAGAGAAAUAAUUCGGAAAGUCCAAAACUUUGAUACUGGUAAAGUCGUUUAUCCUCGGUUCAUAGAUGAAUUGUUUUACAUGGCAGCAGCUGACUCUCUUGUUGAAAUUGUGAUGUGUGACUAUGAAGCAGACGAAGUGGCUGCUAAUUUGGCUAAAGAAAAACGUUGUCCAGUGCUUUCUAAUGACAGUGAUUUCUACCUGUUUGAUAUUCCUAUGGGUGUAAUUCCUCUACCAGACGUGUUUCAAUUGCAGCAAAAUGAAGGGCCAUUACAAUGCCAGUCUUAUCAUCGAGAUGCUUUUCUUCAUCACAUUAAGCUUUCAGCGGAGUUUCUACCACUUUUAGCUGUUCUGGUGGGAAAUGAUUUUACAAAUAAUGACCAGCUGAAGCCAUUGCAUCAGUACUUGAGAGAAAGGAAUAGGGCCCUUGGCACUUCAUUUCGGUCAACCACCAGAGAAAAUCCAAUCACUACUGUUAUUGCCUGGCUGAAUCAGUUUCGUUAUGUCAAACUGGCUGAGGCAGAUGCUAAGAGUCAUGCAUCAGGAUUCCAUAACUUUGGGGCGAUCUUAGAAAAGUCGAAAGCAAAGUUUUCUUCUUUUGAAAGAUUGAACUGUAGUGUGAAGAUGAUUGAUGGCAAUGAUUUCCCAGAUUGGGUGAUUGAAUCUUUCAAGAUGAUGAGGUUUAGAAAAAUUGCUGUUCGAGCUGCUUGCCGUGGUCAUAUAAUCUUGUAUCCUCAAAUGGAGGACAUAAAGAGACCUACUGCAGACACAUGCUCACGUCCUAUAAGACAAGUAAUAUAUGCAAUCCUUUUUAAAGAUCUCGAGACUGCAUAUAGUCAACGUAAAGUAAUUGAAAUUGGUAGAGCAGAUGGAGAUGAUAAUCUGGAAGAUUAUGAGGUUGAUAUCUCCAAUUCACCUAAUCUCUGCAGCCUUGCAGAGAUUGAGUCAAUGAGUUGCAAAGAACGACUUGAUAUUUUAUUUUCAGCUGCAGGUUGUGAUUUUAGUAAAUUUCAUAAUUUAGAUUCAAAACUGGUGCUUCCUGCAAUAGCUCUUUACUAUUGGUGUCAUCUGGAAACCCAUCAAGUACUAGACAGAGCUGUCUACGCCGCUGUUUUCUCUUUUGUUACCUGCUACUUGAAAUUCAAUCAACUUGUUAAGAAGGCAACUCAUUGUUUGGAUAUGCCUCAAUUACCAAUGGAAGAGGAACACCAGCAACAAGAAUUAGAUCUAGAGGUUGCUCAUUGCCUUGCUGAAUUUCAAAGUAUAUUGUAUUACAUCAUGAUUCUAAACUCUGUGUUGGAUUUUCCAUUGCCCGAUUUUAAUGUAGCUGCAGUAUUCAAUGGACUCAUGGCACAUCGUGCUGCAUCAGAGUAUCAUACAUACGAGGAUUUUCUUGAUGCAUCAGAAAAUUCACACUUGUUUGCAGACAUUUGUAAACUUUUGGGGAGAAACCAAGAUGGUACUGAUUCUACCUAUGUAUAGCUGAAGGAAAAGGAGAAAAACAUUAGCCAGGAAAUAUAUACUUUUUAACUUCUGUACGUUUGACUAGAAAUUUGGCAUACACGUAUGCUGUUGAUGUUAAUUAAUGAAACUAUAGCGUUUGGGAUGACAGUUGAUCACAGUUAUCAAUUACUUUUAACUCAGACAUGCAUGUUAACAUUGAUAGUUAUGAAUGUCAUUGCACAAAAUUGAAGCUUGUAUGACUAU
Messenger RNA from Corticium candelabrum, 2172 nucleotides. RefSeq names its product protein asteroid homolog 1-like. NCBI's taxonomy places the organism in Eukaryota, Metazoa, Porifera, Homoscleromorpha, Homosclerophorida, Plakinidae. The transcript has 2 exons. Bases 178 to 1947 code for a protein of 589 amino acids. The record is from RefSeq and is a predicted model, not a curated record.